GAGAGUUACGAGAGACCAGUGUUUACUCAAAAGUUGUUGAGUGAAGUCAACUUAAAAGAAGACAAUUAUAUGACUAUUGAGGCACAGGUUGAGCCCUCGGAUGACGAAAGACUGACCGUUGAGUGGUAUAAAAAUGGUCGGCCCCUUGUUUUAGGGUCCAGAAUAAACACACGAUUCGAUUUUGGAUUGAUAUCAUUGGAGAUCAUGGAUCUGAUCACAGAAGACUCGGGAUUUUAUACGUGCAGGGCUGUCAAUAAUCAUGGAGAAGCCAUAACUACUUGUGCUCUAAAGGUUAAGGGUUCGGCUAAUUAUAAAGACUUAUUUAACUAUAAAGUGAAUGAUAUAAAACUUGGAGUCGAUGAUAAAGCAUAUGAC
Molecule: messenger RNA, 375 nt
Organism: Oppiella nova
Lineage: Eukaryota; Metazoa; Arthropoda; Arachnida; Sarcoptiformes; Oppiidae
Source: the annotation of a GenBank genome assembly